AUGGAGAUGAGUAUGGGGUUUCUUUUCUUGGUUCUGGCCGUGGUCGCACGCACUGCAGCCACGCCGCCAGUCUUAACAAUCAUGAGUCCAGAUGGGGAUAUCGUUGAUUGCAUCAACAUCAACGAUCAGCCUGCUUUUGAUCACCCUCUUCUGAGGAAUCAUACAGUUUUGGAAGCACCGGCAUAUCUGCCAGACAUAGACGAUACCAACUGGCAGGUAUGGCACGAAAACGGGACGAAAUGUCCUAAAGGGACAAUCCCCGUACGACGACUGAGCGGAACGAUAGGUUCUCAACCCGGUCGAGAAGCCACUCUUGGACAUGAGUAUGCUAUUGGGUUCUUGAAUCCUCCACCGCCUAAGAUUUAUGGCACAAAAGCUGUCAUGAAUGUUUGGCAUCCGAAGGUUGAACGAGCGAAGGAGUUUAGUUUGGGGCAGGUGUGGCUCACCGCAGGUUCCUAUGAAAACAACGAACUCAACAGCAUCGAGGCCGGCUGGCAGGUUUAUCCCGAAAUAUACAUGGAUUAUCAGCCGCGACUUUUUAUCUUCUGGACUGCCGAUGCAUACACUUCCCCGAAGUGUUAUAAUCUGCGUUGCCCUGGUUUUAUACAAACGAGUCGCAAGGUGCUUAUUGAAGGUGCAAUCUCACCACAAUCUACUUUCGGAGGCUCUCAGACCGAGCUCACGAUCCAGAUAUGGAAGGAUCCGAACCUCGGACCCUGGUGGUUAGGUGUCCGGUUGAGCAAUGGGAGUGACCUUACUCGGAUAGGUUACUGGCCAUUGGAGCUUUUCACAAGCCUCACGGACCAUGCUGAAAACGUCCAGUGGGGUGGUGAGAUCGUAAACCUUAAUGUCUCUGGACGGCACACGUCUACUCAAAUGGGGUCAGGAUUUCUCCCGGGCAAUGAUAAAGCGGCUUACGUUAGAGAUCUACAGAUUGCUCUCAGCAUAGGCAAAUUUCAGGCUGUUUCCGAUCUCAAAGUUGGAGCUACAAACCCGACUUACUACAACGUCGAAAAGUACAGCAACACUAGCUUUGCUUACGGAGGACCAGAGCGUGGAGACGCGGUUCAGCUUAGCUUAGACGCAGUUCUUGUUUGUAUAUGUUGUUUCGGUCUUUUCUUGUUCUUUUAG
Messenger RNA from Brassica oleracea var. oleracea, 1131 nucleotides. RefSeq lists its product as uncharacterized. The transcript is spliced from 7 exons. NCBI's taxonomy places the organism in Eukaryota, Viridiplantae, Streptophyta, Magnoliopsida, Brassicales, Brassicaceae. The coding region runs from base 1 to 1131 and encodes 376 amino acids. The record is from RefSeq and is a predicted model, not a curated record.